This is a messenger RNA of Nematostella vectensis (starlet sea anemone), 847 nucleotides long. RefSeq lists its product as uncharacterized. The coding region runs from base 117 to 827 and encodes 236 amino acids. The record is from RefSeq and is a predicted model, not a curated record. The transcript has a single exon. Lineage: Eukaryota; Metazoa; Cnidaria; Anthozoa; Actiniaria; Edwardsiidae.
GUCCCUUUGGAGAAGUCAGGCUUGACUUCCGUCGACGAUCUACAAGGUUGCGUAUUUACUAGAUUACACGACUCGUAGAGACGGCGACUGAUUGAACCCUUAAAAUAUUUUCUAAAAUGAAGAUCAUAGGAGCUGGACUGCCUAAAACAGGCACCAAGUCUUUAGCGAGUGCUUUGAGGCAUCUUGGCUAUAAUGUGCAUGACCGCCCAGAGCAAGUUCAGUUUCACUGUGAUGAAUAUAUUGCUGCUUUCGAAGGACAGAUGCCAAACUUUGAAGAAAUGUACGAAAAUGUCGAUGCCACAACAGAUGUCCCGGCAUGUUUAUUUUACAAAGAGAUCUUCAGAGCUUUUCCUGAUGCCAAGGUUAUUUUGUCAGUUCGAGAUGAUGAGGAAUCCUGGCGCAGAAGUUUUCUGAAGACUCUAGAAGUUCUUUCGUCUAUGAUUAACAAUCCUUUAAUAAUUCUAGGUAUGCUUCUAACACCAAGUGGUAGAAAAUUCAGUCGCUUUCGGCAUAACCUUAUAAAGUAUGUCGAGAAUGAACUUGACUACAAGAAGCACAAUGAUGCCGUCAUGGCAAACAUCCCGGCGAAGCAACUGCUUGUGUUCAACCCCAAGGACGGGUGGGAGCCGCUAUGCGCCUUCCUGGGUGCUGAAGUGCCCGCUAUUCCAUACCCUCGAGUAAACGUGAAUUCCACUGCCAUACCAAGUAUAUUUAAGAACAGUUGGCACGUGCGACGAAUGAAGAGAGAGCUAGCGGUGAUGAUGACGGUGUUUGUAGUGUUACUUGGCUGCACAUGCGCGUUGCUUUUGUUGCCAUCUUCAGUUUGAAAUACACAAAAUAUUGCCCG